Molecule: messenger RNA, 1029 nt
Organism: Lachancea thermotolerans CBS 6340
Lineage: Eukaryota; Fungi; Ascomycota; Saccharomycetes; Saccharomycetales; Saccharomycetaceae
Product: elongation of very long chain fatty acids protein
Exons: 1
Coding region: 1-1029 (342 amino acids)
Biological process (GO): fatty acid elongation, saturated fatty acid; sphingolipid biosynthetic process; very long-chain fatty acid biosynthetic process
Cellular component (GO): endoplasmic reticulum membrane
Molecular function (GO): fatty acid elongase activity
Source: RefSeq, a predicted model, not a curated record
AUGCUGUCUACUGCCCAAACCUACGCCAAUGAAAUGAUACAGAAGUAUCCUGUAUUGGAACAAUUUCAGCCCACUCUGGACCGUCCCUUUUUCAAUAUUUCUUUGUGGGAGAAUUUCGACACGGCUAUGCGCUACGCAACAAACGGCAAGUUUAUUCCAAGCGAGUUUCAGUUCGUCCCUGGUAAACUGCCGUUAAGUGAACUUCCGCAAGUUAUUGCCGCUAUUACUACAUACUAUGUGGUGAUCUUCGGCGGCAGGUUUUUGUUACAAGGCUCGCAGCCUUUCCAGCUUAAUGCGCUAUUCCAACUUCACAACCUAUUUUUGACGACCCUCUCACUGACAUUGCUAGUGCUCAUGGUUGAACAGUUGGUCCCUAUGAUAGCUCGCAAUGGUCUGUAUUAUGCCAUUUGCAACAUUGGAGCAUGGACUCAGCCAAUGGUGACCCUGUAUUACAUGAACUAUAUUACCAAGUACAUCGAGUUUAUUGACACUGUGUUUUUGGUUUUGAAGCACAAGAACCUGAGGUUUUUGCACACUUACCACCACGGGGCCACCGCGCUCUUGUGCUACACCCAGUUGGUGGGUACCACUGCUAUUUCAUGGGUUGUGAUCUCUUUAAACCUUGGUGUCCAUGUUGUGAUGUAUUGGUACUACUUUUUGGCUGCCCGUGGAAUUAGAGUUUGGUGGAAAGAGUGGGUGACUCGCUUUCAGAUCAUGCAGUUUGUCUUGGAUAUCGGUUUUAUCUAUUUUGCCGUUUAUCAGAAAGUUUCACAUCUCUUCUUCCCACAGCUUCCACACUGCGGAGAUUGUGUUGGUUCAACUACUGCGACAUUUUCUGGCUGUGCCAUUAUUUCCUCGUACUUGUUCUUGUUUGUUGCAUUCUAUAUUGAGGUCUACAAGCGUAGGGGAACCAAGAAGUCCAGAAUUGUGAAGCGCGUUCGUGGUGGUGUUGCUGCUAAGGUCAACGAAUACGUGAACGUUGAUGUUGCCCACACUUCUACCCCAUCGCCUUCCCCUGCUCGUAAAUGA